GCACUCAGUCCUUCCCUCCUCUGUCGUCCCUCGGGUACCACCAGUGCCGUUGGAACUACAACGACCAGGAGGACGUGCGCUCGGUGGACGCGGGCUUCGAUGAGCACGACAUCCCCUAUGACUUCAUUUGGCUGGAUAUCGAGCACACGGACGGGAAGCGCUACUUCACCUGGGAUCCUCACAAGUUUGCGACACCAAAGGACAUGCUGCAGGGUCUCAUGGACAAGAAACGCAAGAUGGUUGCUAUCGUGGACCCUCACAUCAAAAUAGACAACAACUACAAGAUCCACAACGAAAUCCGCUCUCGAGGUUUCUACGUCAAAAAUAAAGACGGUGGAGACUACGAGGGCUGGUGCUGGCCUGGUAGUGCUGGUUAUCCAGACUUCACCCGAGCUGACAUGCGGGCCUGGUGGGCCAGCAUGUUCGCCUAUGAUCAGUACGAGGGAUCCAUGGAGAACCUUUACACGUGGAACGACAUGAACGAGCCGUCGGUCUUCAACGGGCCUGAGGUCACCAUGCACAAAGAUGCUGUGCACGGAUCCUGGGAACACCGGGAUGUCCACAACCUGUACGGCCUCUACGUGCAAAUGGCCACAGCAGAUGGUUUGAUCCAGAGGUCAGGUGGAGUCGAGCGACCGUUUGUCCUGACCAGAGCGUUCUUCGCUGGUUCACAGCGCUACGGUGCUGUUUGGACUGGAGAUAAUGCUGCUGAAUGGGACCAUCUAAAGAUUUCCAUCCCCAUGUGUCUGAGUCUGGGUCUGGUUGGGAUCUCUUUCUGUGGUGCCGACGUCGGCGGUUUCUUCAAGUCUCCGAGCCCCGAGCUGUUGGUGCGCUGGUACCAGACGGGGGCUUACCAGCCGUUCUUCAGGGCCCACGCCCACCUGGACACCCCCCGUCGUGAGCCGUGGCUGUUCGGUCCUGAAAACUUGGCUCUGAUCCGCGACGUGGUGCGUCAGCGCUACACGUUCCUGCCCUAUUGGUACCAGCUGUUCUACAACGCCUACCGCACCGGAGAGCCCGUCAUGAGACCGCUGUGGGUGGAGUAUCCUCAAGAUCCUGCUACUUUUGCUGUGGAUGAUGAGUUUCUGAUCGGACGAGACUUGUUGGUGCACCCCGUUACUGACGAGGGAUCCCGGGGCGUCACUGCCUACCUGCCUGGAAAAGACGAGUUCUGGUACGACAUCCACACUUUCCACAAGCACAAUGGGGCCCAAAACCUUUACAUCCCCGUCACCAUGAGCUCUAUUCCAGUGUUCCAGCGCGGCGGCUCCAUCAUUCCCCGGAAGCUCCGAGUUCGUCGAUCCUCCUCCUGCAUGGAGCACGACCCUUACACCCUCUUUGUGGCUCUUAACCCUCAGAGAACCGCAGAGGGUGAGCUCUACAUCGACGACGGCCACACCUUCAACUACGAAAAGAAGGAAUUCAUCCACCGGAGGUUCUCCUUUGCCAACAACGUCCUCUCCUCUGUUAACAUCGCACCUGAUGCCAAGUUUACAACAAAGUCUUGGGUCGAGCGCAUUAUCGUACUGGGAGCCAGUAAACCCAGUAAGAUUACUCUUAGGACUGCUGGUGGUGAGGAGAGCCAGCUAGACUUUGAGUUUGAUCCCUCCAUGUCAGUUUUGACCAUCCGCAAGCCCGGCAUGAACGCAGGGGAGGAGUGGAGCAUCGCCCUUAAAUAACCACAGAAACCAGAAGAAAAAUAAAGUAACUUUAAACUAAACUGAAAAAAAGGAGAGCGAGCGAGAUGAGGGAAUAGACACAAGCCCCUAACGUUCAAGACUAACUAGAACAGAAAAACAUGAUGACUAAUCUGUAAAAUCAUAUUAGCUGCAGUAAAAUCCCAGCUGAAGUCUGCUCAGUUCCUUUUUAUGUCCAGUCACAACAAGGUUACUGCUAGAUAGAUACCGUCAGUCAUUUUCACAGAUAUUUGGGUUGGGGGGUUGGGUUAUUCAGUUCUCUGCGUGGUUUUAAAGACAUUCUGCCUCAGGAGAAUCCCUCACUCUCAAGAGUUUGGAAUUCAAAAUGAAGUAUCACAUUCAGACCCACCGGCUGUCAAUUCCUUUAAAAAUCUCUUAUCAUUCCCUUCUUUUAAAGGCCAAGUCCUUAAAUCAACUGUAAGAACAGCCAUCCUUCUCGUGCCACUAAUAAUUUCAAGACUGAUUUAUUUUGAAUAGUUUGUAAUUUUUCUAAUGCCACAAGAAUAGAUCUUUGUUUACCACUCCAUGCCAUUUUUUUGUAUUAGGCCUGUCCCUGAUUUUAGUUUUUAGUGAGUUUGUGUGAAUGGAAGAUAUUUCUAAUCACUGCUUCCCUUUUCUGAAGUGUUUCUGUCGUUCAGCAGCUGUACAGGAAGGGUUUUAAGCUGAUAUGAACAAAACUGACUUGGUGAAUCACAUAGGAAGACUUGAACCUGGAUUGUUCUUUUUGAUGUGUUUUUAUCACAUUUUUCCAACUUGGGUUGACCAGACUUUUUUUUAAUGCUCCCGUGGAAAGUUUAGACUUUUCUUUAGGUUUAUGUACUAUUAGAUAUUCAUAGAUGUUCCAUUCUUGAAGUGUUCCAACGAAAAAAUAACCGGUUAAAGCUCAGUUCUACAAAAAUAUCUACUCUAAACGUGCUGGGGUCAGUCACAGACACAAAUUAGUCUCUGAUAUUGCAUCAAAUCAUCAGAUUUUUGUUUGGGGUUCUGUUUUGGGAGGUUAUUUGUUUUUAGGGUCAUAAAAUGUACAAGUUGCUGCAUUUUUGUUGAUAGCUUGAACUGAUGGAAGGGGAAGUAAUAAAUUGCACUUCAGCUGUCAAAACUGUUUGAUGUACUCUAACAGAUGAGACCAAGUGAAAAUAAAGUUGACCAAAUGUGAAGAAAA
Messenger RNA from Austrofundulus limnaeus, 2859 nucleotides. It is a transcript of the gene ganabb, whose product is annotated as glucosidase II alpha subunit b. The record is from RefSeq and is a predicted model, not a curated record. Gene Ontology annotation, molecular function: carbohydrate binding; glucan 1,3-alpha-glucosidase activity. Lineage: Eukaryota; Metazoa; Chordata; Actinopteri; Cyprinodontiformes; Rivulidae. Gene Ontology annotation, biological process: N-glycan processing; carbohydrate metabolic process. Gene Ontology annotation, cellular component: glucosidase II complex.